Sceloporus undulatus (fence lizard) is the source of this 1697-nucleotide messenger RNA. It is a transcript of the gene SOX17, whose product is annotated as SRY-box transcription factor 17. The record is from RefSeq and is a predicted model, not a curated record. Gene Ontology annotation, molecular function: DNA-binding transcription activator activity, RNA polymerase II-specific; RNA polymerase II cis-regulatory region sequence-specific DNA binding. NCBI's taxonomy places the organism in Eukaryota, Metazoa, Chordata, Lepidosauria, Squamata, Phrynosomatidae. Gene Ontology annotation, biological process: positive regulation of transcription by RNA polymerase II; heart development; vasculogenesis.
CAAGAAAGCCCGCUUGGUGCCUUUGAACAGAAAGAGAAGUGAGCAGCAGCGGAGCAGCUACAAGGAGGAAGAGGAGGAGGAGGAGGAGGUGGAAGAAGGGGCUUCUCCCGGUGGAUCCAGGUGGCGAUGAGCAGCCCCGAUGCGGGAUACGCCAGCAGCGAGGACCAAGGCCGGUGCCCGCUCCCUGCCCCGGUCAUGAUGCAGUGCCAAUGGGCCGAGUGCGAAGGGAAGGGCAAGGGCGAGGCGGUGGGGACAGCGGGGGAUCCGGGGCAACCAGGGACCCCCGGCAGGGCCAAGGGGGAGGCCCGCAUCCGGCGCCCCAUGAACGCCUUCAUGGUCUGGGCUAAAGACGAGCGCAAGCGGCUGGCCCAGCAGAACCCGGACCUCCACAACGCCGAGCUCAGCAAAAUGCUGGGGCAGUCUUGGCGGGCGCUGACGGCGGAGGAGAAGCGUCCCUUCGUGGAAGAGGCCGAGCGGCUCCGUCUGCAGCACAUGCGGGACCACCCCCACUACAAGUACCGCCCGAGGCGGAGGAAGCAGGUCAAGCGCCUCAAGAGGGGCGGCGGCGGCGGGGCAGAGGGCGGCCCCGAAGGGAGCAGCGCCUUCCUGGCCUCCCAGGGCCCCCCUCAUCCUCUGGGGCUCCAAGGAGGAGAGCCGGGGCCCCUCUGCGAGGGCUUGGGGCUGGCCUUUUCGGAGCCCUACGCCGGGGGCUUCCCGUACCGAGACUGCGGCCCUCUCUCGCUGCCUGCCUUCGGGGGCUACAACCUCCCCACCCCGGAGCCCGACUCGCAAAGCGGGGCUUGCGGGGAGCCGGCCUUCUUCCCCGCUCCGUCCGAGGAAGCCUCGGGGGCUCUGCUGGGGCCGCCCUACGGCUACCCGACGCCCCCCGGGGCCGAAUACCCCUGCGGCGGAGCCCCCCAGCAGUACCCCUUCUUCCGAGGCCGCUUCCCGGUCCCUCUGGAGCCCCCUCCGCCUUCCUGCCGUCGAGGCGGGGAGCCUCCUCUCGAGCCCCUGCCGGCCCCCGACGUCGAGCUCCUGGCCGAAAUGGACCGGGCCGAGUUCGAGCAGUACCUGCCCUCCUUCGCCGGACGGACCCCCGAGAUGGCUCUCCCCUUCCCGGGACACGAGGGCCCCGACGCCGCCUAUUACUGCCCCAGCGCCAGCGCCGGAGGAGGAGGAGGAGGAGGAGGAGGCAGCGCUUACCCGGAGCUCUGAGGCCCUCGAGGACACACCUCAGAAAUAAUCCGCUUUCAGGCCGCUUGAACUGCCCCGGCUCAAUGCUAGGCAAUGCUGGGAAGCGUCCUUUUUGUGAGACGACGGGGGCGGACUAAAAGAAAGGACAGUCGUUGCCCAUAGGGAGACACUGAGGAAUCCUUAUCCAUAGGGAAAUACUGGGAAUUACUUGCCCAUAUGGAGUCAUUGGGGAGUAUUUGCCCAUAGGGAAACAUUGGAGAAUACUUAUCCAUUGGGAGACAUUGGAAAUGACUGGCCCAUAUGGAAAUAUAGGGAAUUACUAGCCCAUAGGGGGAUAUUGGGAAUUACUGGCCCAUAAGGAGACAUUGGGGAAUACUUGCCCUUAGAGAAAUAUUAGUAAUUACUUUCCCAUAGAGAAAAAUUGGGGAAUACUUGCCCAUUGGGAAACAGAGGACACAUCUCCAAUGUUUCCCUAUGGGCAAGUACUCCCCUAUGUUUCCCUA